Molecule: messenger RNA, 1412 nt
Organism: Rhagoletis zephyria (snowberry fruit fly)
Lineage: Eukaryota; Metazoa; Arthropoda; Insecta; Diptera; Tephritidae
Source: RefSeq, a predicted model, not a curated record
AAAAAACUUUCUUUAAGUUUAUUUUGCUUGUUGGGAUUUUUUUUGUACGCCAUUGUUAUUAAUUACCUGGAAAUCAUUCUGCCAGUUCACCAAGCUCUACUUGAGAGCCAAAGCACUGAUGUGUUAUUAUCGUGGAUAAAAAAGUGGCGAACGCUUCUUAAGGCUCCAAAGCCUCUGAGAGCUCGCAGUGAUUGCUCCCGGGCUUGGAUGAACGCGAUGUCAUUGGGUUUUAAUGAUCAAACUAUUAAAACGUACAUCGAUACGAUGUUUUUAAGAGCAGCGAAAAGUCCUCUGGAUAAAGCAAGACCACCCAUAUAUACAUUUGUUCAAUUAGACGUGGCCCAUUUUAUGAAAAAAAUAUAUGAAAAAAAAGCUGUUCUUUUAUUGAAUGGAAAUAUUCGGCCUGCUAUUCCUAUCAACGGGAUUCAUUAUUUGGUACUUAACACCUGCCCUUUUGACACAAUCAUACAAAUAUUGGCAGCAAGUGGCAUGGAUAAUUCGGCGUAUGAAGCUUUCAUUGAUGUGUCUUCGUCUUUUUCUCCCGCAAUGAAAUUUAUUCAAUAUUUCAUGAAGAAUGGUGUCUGUGUAGACACAUAUCGUGAACGAACGAGAUUGAUAAUUAAUACAUUUCCGGAUAAAAUGAAAUUGCCCGACAAUAACACGAAGGCUGACAAAUUGUAUCCUCAUACGGUUGAUAUGUACACAGGGACUGCUGAUGUCUGGACAAAGUGUUUUGAAUCCACACCAAGUGGCUACAAUAGCUACAACUGUGAAAAAUGUGGGCUGUACUCGACUCCUCAAAGCACAGUGUGGCUAAAUUUAAAAGUGAUCUGGGAGCAUGGCUUUAAUCAUUUACAAGAUGCCAUACCAUCCGAUUGGAAAUCAACCCAAUGCAUAAAGUGUCACUCUCAGUGCACCCUCAAACAGAAAUAUACAAAUCAUCUCUUCAUCGAAGCAGACGCUCGACCGGGACCAAGUGACAAGCCAGCGAAACACAUGUUAAGCGACUUCCCGAGAACAAUCACACUCAAUUGUUCUAUAUACAGGUAAGCAGAAUACCUGAAACGAAUUUACCAGGUACUUAUAUAAAUUAUAAACGAUUCACAACGCCCAACUUACCAGGUUGCGAGGAGUAAUUGGCCAUCAACCAGGCAGUGCGAAAAAUUCGCAUUUUAUAGCAUACUGUUAAAGGUCUCGUUGGGAGGAGUACAACGAUAUAUUAUCUUCAAUCACCAUAGUCCAACCAUCUAAGCAAAUCAUCCCGAACGCAGCUAUCUACAUUCGAGAUGAUAGCAACUCUACUCACUCCAAAUACCGUCACGAUGAUGGCGAAGAUAAACCAUAGACCCAGAAUAAUAAUUAUUUCAUGGUGGAGUUUUACAAAAGUCAUCAAAAUUUUCACAAGAAUUAUA